AUGCGACUCGUCGAUUACUUUGUCGAAGUUGUUGCCGACGCAGUAGCGCAGCAGCACAAGUGCGAGCACGAUGGACGUCGACUCGAGACGCGACUGCCUGUGACUGAUUACGAGGACUUUGCUCUGCCUGAAGGGGUGCCACUCUUUUGCAUUCCCGAGAGCAAGAUGGUGGCAAAGAUGGCAGCAUAUGAGCGUAAACCCACGUUCUUCUCGUUCGUGCUAACUGGAGGCGAUGGCGUUCGUGCAUAUGGCUUUGCACUGCACUAUUUUGAACAACAUGGAAGAGCAUCUGUUGGUGAGGCAGAUUUGGAAUGGAGGCCCCGCGUACUGUGCUUGAUUUCGCAUCACCCCUUCUUUUCGCUUUUCAAGGAGAUUGUCAGCUGGAUGUAUCGAUGCCGACAUCAUAGAACGGAAGAUUCGGUAGUGCAAACAAAGAUUGUUCGUGCGUGUGAAGAGUACAGCUGGCUUCUUCCACCGCGAUACGUACAGUACGCAACCUUGUCACAGCACUCCUGCAGCAGCAAUAGCAGAGAGGCUUUUGUCCAAAACCUAGAUGUAAGGUUUGGCUGGAAAGGUGGUCAGUACAACGACACGUCUGCGAUUCGUGAAAAGCAGUAUCGUGCUCUCCCGAAGCUUUUGCAAUACACGAGUGACUCCCUUAAGGGCAAGACAUUACAUGUCAGGGUUCAUAAGCAGGACUUAGUUUGCUACCAUGUGCAGCGAGGGAACGCUGUGCACUUGGACGACUACUGUUUUCAGAUGCUGUUUCAGUGCUUGAGUCUCAAGAACGUCAUUUACAUUGUCAACUGUUUGCUUCUUGAACAGCGCGUACUGGUUCAUUCCAGUUUUCAGGGCCUUCUUACACCGAUCUGCGAGGCGCUGUGUGCCUUGCUGUUUCCGUUUUGCUGGAAACAUGUGUAUAUCCCAUUUCUGCCUGUGAAGCUGAUCGAAUAUCUGCAGGCACCUGUACCGUACUUUAUCGGACUACAUACCAGCUCAUUAGCUACUCAGGUGGGGGCAGAAAUGUUCGCAUCGUGUGUCGUCGUACACUUGGACAAAGAUAAAGUCGUAUCUCCGAUUUCCUCCCGAGUCGAAGAUUCGUUUGUAGAAUGGGUCCUACCCCGAUUACCCGCAACUGAAGUAGCGGCCGUCCUGGAUUUGCUUGAAAAUGUCGUCCCAAGUCCUAUCGGACACAUCUCUCCUCACUUGCAUCCCACUCCAGAGUGUCACCGAUCUGCUUCCGACGCAGUCAACGAGGUCGAAUUGACAUUUGGUGAGGGACCGCUUGGGAUCACGUUCGAGUCGACGCAUCUUCGUCUUCUAGCGGCCAGUAACUUUGAUUCCAAGCGCCAGCUGGGUGGGUCUGCAGUCGUGAAGUCGCUGCCCAGGCUGCUGAAUGGACUUGCAGGUCCAGCAGAAAAUUCGGGGCUGGUAUCCGCUGGGAGUUAUCUGAUCGGGAUCAAUGGUCAUUCCACGCUGGACCUGACGUUUGAGGAGACUAUCAAUUACUUGCAAUGUGCAAGCCGUCCAAUCCGCUUGCGGUUCUUAAAUGCGGCACUUCCAUACAAGAACGCUUGCAGUUUCGCUGACCGACUGCAAGCUUUGUCGCCGGUGUCAGCUAUGCAGACCACGUCGGAGAAUUACUCGCUAUCGUGGGUGGAUAAGCUUCGUGGAGUCUUUGCUGCUAUGUUUGCGAGCAUAUGUCGUGACUAUCAACGCUUUGUUAACAGUCACGGUCAGGAACCCGAUACUUUCAUCGAUGACAGACAGCACGCGCUUCCGACAGGUGAAGACUACGAUCGCAUACGACGCUGUUCUUCAGCGCCUUCUUCGUUUACGCAGUUUGACCACAAGUCAUUUUGUGACGCGGUGCCCUCGAAUCGGAGAUUCCUGCUCGAGUUCACUCAGACACAAUGUUUCGCUAAUUUUUUGAACGAGAGCAUUUUCGACAUGCAAGCGAUAGCUGGAUCCACUUCGUACGCGUUUUUUCACGAGUGUAUACAUCUCAUUCGCGAGUCCAGCAAUGCGAGGGAAGCUAUCGUGCUUUUGUUUGGGCGGGAUGGUUCACCAACAGAGACAGCAGUGAUCGAUUUGUCUUAG
Messenger RNA from Peronospora matthiolae, 2100 nucleotides. Lineage: Eukaryota; Oomycota; Peronosporomycetes; Peronosporales; Peronosporaceae. The record is from the annotation of a GenBank genome assembly.